AUGAGAUUUGAAGGAACUGGAGUUAGACACAGAAUCAGAUUAAAUGAAACUGGAGGUAGACAGAACAUCAGAUUCAAAGAAACUGGAGGUAGACAGAACAUCAGUUUUAAAGAAACUGGAGGUAAACACAAUAUGAGAUUUGAAGGAACUGGAGUUAGACAUAGAAUAAGAUUAAAUGAAACUGGAGGUAGACAGAACAUCAGCUUCAAAGAAACUGGAGGUAGACACAGCAUUAGAUUCAGAGAAAUUGGAGGUAGACACAACAUGAUAUUUGAAGGAACUGAAGUUAGACAGAGAAUGAGAUUAAAAGAAACUGGAGGUAGACACAGCAUCAAAUCCAAGGAAACUGGAGGUUGA
Messenger RNA from Limulus polyphemus (Atlantic horseshoe crab), 357 nucleotides. RefSeq lists its product as uncharacterized. The transcript has a single exon. Bases 1 to 357 code for a protein of 118 amino acids. Lineage: Eukaryota; Metazoa; Arthropoda; Merostomata; Xiphosura; Limulidae. The record is from RefSeq and is a predicted model, not a curated record.